Molecule: messenger RNA, 2403 nt
Organism: Fraxinus pennsylvanica
Lineage: Eukaryota; Viridiplantae; Streptophyta; Magnoliopsida; Lamiales; Oleaceae
Source: the annotation of a GenBank genome assembly
AUGCGUUCUUCUGAUUUGGAAUUCCAGUUUUCCCUUCUUAUCUUGAAAAUUGGCUCCACAAAAGCGAUCAAUGCGCCACAUGGGUGGCCAGAUGCAACAGAGCAAUGCGGCGGCAGCCACUUCUCUUCUGCUGGUUUGCAGCAUCUAGCCUCUCCAAUGUCAUCCAAUGCAGUUGAUCAUCGCCUACUCCUGAUGCAGGGUUAUGGACCACAGUCUGCAGAGGAGAAACAAAGACUUUUCAAAUUAAUGAGGAAUCUCAACUUUAAUGUUGAAACUGGUUCUGAGCCUUAUACUCCAACUGCCCAAGGUUCAGCUGCAUUUUCUGCAUCAGAGGGCUUUUAUUCUCCUGACUUUAGGGGGGAUUUCGGAGCUGGGCUUUUGGAUCUUCAUUCUAUGGAUGACACAGAGCUUUUAUCUGAUCAUGUCAUCUCAGAACCAUUUGAGCCGUCACCUUUCAUGCCUGCGGUGACCAACUCAUUUGAAAGUGACUUUAACGUGACAGCCAGUGGGCUGCAGAAGGAGCAAACAGAUGCAGAUGCUCCCACUGGGUUACCUGCAAAUGAAAAAGAGAGAGAAAAUAAUGUUGCCAAAAUUAAAGUUGUUGUGCGCAAAAGGCCUUUGAAUAAAAAGGAAAUUUCUCGUAAAGAGGAUGACAUCGUGACUGUUUAUGAUGAUGCCUAUUUGACUGUCCACGAAACCAAAUUAAAGGUGGACCUAACUGCCUAUGUGGAGAAACACGAGUUCUGUUUUGAUGCUGUUCUAGAUGAGCACGUGACAAAUGAUGAGGUGUACCGUGCUACCGUUGAGCCAAUUAUCCCCACCAUUUUUCAACGCACCAAAGCAACUUGUUUCGCAUAUGGUCAGACAGGGAGUGGCAAGACAUACACUAUGCAACCAUUACCUCUUAGAGCUGCGGAAGACAUUGUUAGACUGUUGCAUCAGCCUAUUUAUCGUAAUCAAAGAUUCAAGCUGUGGCUUAGCUUUUUUGAGAUAUAUGGAGGAAAAUUGUUUGAUCUUCUCGGUGAAAGGAAGAAACUUUGUAUGAGAGAAGAUGGCCGUCAACAAGUUUGCAUUGUUGGACUGCAAGAGUUUGAAGUCUCGGAUGUGCCGAUUGUGAAAGAAUACAUUGAGAGAGGAAAUGCAGCAAGAAGUACAGGUUCUACCGGUGCUAAUGAGGAGUCAUCAAGAUCGCAUGCGAUAUUGCAACUGGCUGUGAAGAAGCACAGUGAGGUGAAAGAAUCUAAGCGAAAUAAUGACGGAAAUGAUUACAAGAGUGGGAGGGUUGUUGGAAAGAUUUCUUUCAUUGAUCUUGCUGGUAGUGAGAGAGGUGCUGACACAACGGAUAAUGACCGACAGACACGGAUUGAAGGAGCAGAAAUCAACAAGAGUCUUUUGGCUCUCAAGGAGUGUAUUCGUGCUCUUGACAAUGACCAGAUUCAUAUUCCAUUCCGUGGGAGCAAACUCACUGAGGUGCUUCGUGACUCCUUUGUUGGCAACUCAAGGACUGUUAUGAUCUCUUGCAUUUCUCCAAAUGCUGGUUCAUGUGAGCAUACUCUGAAUACUCUGAGAUAUGCUGACAGGGUUAAAAGUCUUUCGAAAAGUGGAAACCUGAAGAAGGAUCAGACUAGUUCAGUGCCACCUAGCAUUAAAGAAUCUUCAACAGCACCAUCAUUGCCUGUUUCUGCUGAUACAGAGGAUGUUCAGGAGCAACUCCAAGAAUCUAAAGCAGUGGAUACAAGUAGAAGGGCUGUAGAGAAGGAAAAUCCGUCUUCUGCUAUAUCUACUGAUGAUGACAAACAACACUCUAGUGUUUCUUCAACUUUUACCUAUAAUGACCGCAAGGAAAAUGGGAUUACUGAUGGUGGUUUGGACAGGGAAGGGCCUGAUGUGAAAAAUACUUUCAGGGGUUCCACUAGUCAAAAAUUGUACCCAUCAGCAUACUCACAAACUUCAGCUGAUAUAGAGGGGAAGGUGCAGAAAACUUCUCCACCUCUGCGAAAAGCUUACAGGAAUGAAAGGGCUGAAAAGCCAGGAAAUGAGCCAAAAAAAGAUGGUGACAAUUCUGAUACUUCAAACACUAGUUAUAAGCAGCACAAUACGCCCAAAAAGUAUGAACAAUCACCUCAUGAUGGGAGUAUCAAUGAGAUACUCGAGGAAGAAGAAGCCCUGAUUUCAGCCCAUAGAAAAGAAAUAGAAGAUACAAUGGAGAUUGUUCGUGAAGAAAUGAAACUAUUAGCAGAAGUGGACCAACCAGGCAGCCAUAUUGACAAUUACGUAACUCAGUUGAGUUUUGUGCUCUCGCGAAAAGCAGCAAGUCUGGUCAGUCUUCAGGCUCGUCUUGCAAGGUUCCAGCAUCGGCUUAAAGAACAAGAAAUACUGAGUCGAAAGAGGUUACCCCGUUAA